UGCACGCCUUCAUAUUUUUUUAACUGAAUUCAUAUUUCGGUUCGUUAUUCGUUCGUUAGAUUUAGUUUUGUUUGGCCAUUCGUGUAUUUAUCGAUGUUCUAUUAAACUGGUGUCAACGUUUGCGUUGUCAACAUUUUAGAGAUAGGCUAACACGGAAGUUACCUACUUCACUUCCUGUUAGAACCUGCGCGAGAAACGGUUGGAGUUUUUUCAAGACGUUUCCCUGAAGAAAACAAUAAGGAAAUAAGCUACUGCUGCUUUGUCCGGAAUGUGGAGUUGCCACAAUGGAUUCUUCCUUCCCGCCGGAACCCAGUAGUCCUGAUGAUCUCAACCGAGCUCGUCUCUUUGAUCUCACCGUCGACCAGUAUGACCUGUCCAUCCUGGUCCCAGAGACCCCUAGUUCUCAGCUUGCCAAGCGCAGGAGACGCACACGGCGCGCAGAGGAAACAUUUAGUCCGGUGAUGACGCGGCGCUCAGUAGACCGAGCCGAAUGUUCCGUCGGGCCGUCCAAGCGCAGGAAGCUGGCUGCAGCGAUGGCGGGGCAGAACCUUGGCUUUGUGCCUGCAUCCUCUCUGGGACUAUUUCCUGCAGGCAGCUGGUUGGAAGCCUCCUCCACUUCCUCCUCUUCCUCAUCGUCAUCUUCGUUACUUACGCUAGCCCCAGAGGAGGAAGAAGUGGGGUUGACGGUGGUAGCAGCAGGGACGACAACGAGGCCUUCGAGUGAUCGUGACUCGUUGUCCUUUCUGACAGCAGAGGAAAGGAAGUGGCUGAGCGGCGAGCAGGCCAACACCACAACAGAGGCGGCACUGCAAGUGGUCACCAGCGAUGACGACGACUUACCAGUCCGCAUGGCGCAGAUGGAGGAAGAUGAAGCUUUUGCCCGAAGUCUGCAGGCACAGUUUGACCAAGAGGAAGCGGUGUCACAUCAUCAUCAUCAUCACCACCAUCACAGGCAUCACAUGCACGUCGACACCAACUGGACGCCACAGCUGCUGGCGGCAGCCAUAUCCCCGCUUGCCCACCUGGAGCAAGGCUUGCGCAGUCACCAGCGCAGACGGGGACGGAGCAGAUGGAGAGACCAACCUUUCCUAUCAGACAACCCUGCGGGGGACAACUAUGAGGCCCUUCUGGCGUUUGAAGAGCAUCAGGGUGCCGUUGUCUCCAAAAAGCUGACCUGCUCCGAGAUUCAGAGAUUCCCUGUCAAAUCCUUCCAGGGCGGAGGCGGGAACACGCAGUGUCAGAUCUGCUUCGGCGACUACGAGCAAGGCGACAAGUUGAGGAUGCUGCCUUGUUUCCAUGACUACCACGUCCCCUGUAUUGACCGGUGGCUCAAGGACAACACCACCUGCCCCAUAUGCAGGGUCAACCUGGCCGAUGGUGACGCCAUGCACCCACAACACCCCUGAACUCCAGCUGCAGUUUGAAUGGAUGUCUUUUUGUUUGUGACUCGUCUCUUUUAUCGUGCUUCAAUAAAACUGAAACUACUUGGCCUCAA
Dunckerocampus dactyliophorus (ringed pipefish) is the source of this 1495-nucleotide messenger RNA. RefSeq lists its product as uncharacterized. NCBI's taxonomy places the organism in Eukaryota, Metazoa, Chordata, Actinopteri, Syngnathiformes, Syngnathidae. The transcript has 11 exons. The record is from RefSeq and is a predicted model, not a curated record. Bases 285 to 1406 code for a protein of 373 amino acids.